UAACCAGACUGACAGAAGAACCUUCCACUGGACAGAAAAGAGACAGUCUAGAUGAAAAAGACAGAUAAAGCGAGGUAGAUCUGAGGCUAGAGACAGAUACCUAGUCCCAAAACACGGGAUGUGAUUGUGGAUCAAAAUCUGAACUACAGAAAAACACAGAGGAGUGAAGAAUGGAUAUUCUUCUUCUUGACAGGAGAGAAAAACACCAACAGCAAAAGAAGAACCAAUGAGACCAGCCUCCAUCACACAUGCCCUUCCUCUCCUGCCAACCUGUCUUCCUCCAUCCUCUACCUGUCCGCUCGGGGUCAUACUGUGGAUCUGCUAGCAGACGUGCAUUACUAGCAUCAUGCCAGCUGUGUUGAAGUCAUCUCAGGAUGGGAGCAUGACAGAUUCAGGCGAGCUGGAGCAGGCGGCAACCCCCUGCUUUGGAAAAGUGCCCCGUGACCUGCUCCAAAACUUUCCUCACACUAAGCGUGUGGGCAGCUACCUGGUGGGCAAAAUGAUCAACAAGGGCUCAUUCGCCAAGGUUAUGCUAGGCAUGCACAUCAGUACAGGAGAGAAGGUGGCGAUCAAGGUGAUAGAUAAGAAAAAGGCUCGUCAGGAUUCAUAUAUUUAAAAAAACAUGAAGCGCGAACCCCGGAUUCACCAGCUGAUCCACCACCCGAACAUCGUCUUGCUGCUGGAGACGCUGGAGACAGAGAACUGCUACUACAUGGCCAUGGAGCUUUGCGGAGGAGGAGACCUUAUGGAUCGAAUCUGUGAACGCAAACGGUUGGAGGAGAGAGAGGUUCGCAGAUACACCCGUCAGAUACUGUCUGCAGUGGAACACCUGCAUCGACACGGGAUAGUUCACAGGCUGCGUCCUGAGGAUCUGAAUUCUGCUGUGUUAAAAUACAUGACUGAAUCUCUAGGUUACGGUCUUUCUGAUAUCAUCCACACGGUCACCAGUAACAAGCCAUCAACCACUUUGGCUUGCUACCAUCUCCUGCUGAAAAAACUCUCCAGGCAUCAGAAAGUAGUGAGGACCAUGAAGAGAGAAGAGAACAGCGAAUGGAAUCUUCUGAAUAAGGGCUUGUUGAGAAGGACAAGCAAUGCAAGUGCAAAGAGUCAGCAGCAGUCUCCUCAGAGUGACACAGCCAAUGAGAGGAGCUCAAGGCAGUCCAGUAAGACCCAGCGGAGCCAAUCACAGGACAGAGACACCCAGAGUGCCACGAAAAGGACAGCAGAGAGCAUAAGACCAAAGCAGUCGAGCCUAGUGGACAGAGAAGAUUCUCCUUCCUUUCUGCCUGUGGAUACAGCUAAUGAGAUCACCAUGCUGGUCAAGACACAUGAUGGACUGAUUCCUAAGGUCUUAACUUUUGGUGAGAAGGAGAAGCUUUGUGUUUCACCGCCUAAGUGUUCCUGCAGAGAGGGGAGUGGCACCAAACUCUGUGACUCCGCCACUUUUGAUGCCACUGUGACCAUCGAAACCUCCAGAGACUCCCAGACAAUGAAAACAUCAAUCAGACCACAUGAUCUGAGACCGGCUUACUCUGACAAAUAUCAAGUGCUAGAAUACGAACAUCAGCCUGAUGACAAGUUAGAAAAGUUGCAGACAUUCUACUCCGAGAAAGGGGCUUUUCCCAGAACGGGACAGCGAUUUAAGGAUUUAUUACUAGCCAUUGAGGAGAAAACCUACAAUGCUUGCCACCUCAGCGCCAUGGAAACCACAACACAAACCUCCCCUCUACCUCGAUUACGUCACACUAGAACGCUGAAGGAAGCCACACCUAGAAAAAUCACUUGGGUCGGUCUUACGCACCACACAACACCUGGCACUGGCUCCUCGCCUUUCUUAAUAAAUUGGUCCAAACCUCCAUUGUUUCCAUCUCAGAGACAACAAACUCUCGUCAUUACAAACCUGAGACAUGCAAAGGAGAAGAGGAACACAGGAACGGGAGGGGGAGGAGGGAUUGGUGUCCCCAGUAAUUCCUCGAAAAGAAACUCUGUUCAGUUGCGAACAGCUAUACAGCGCAGAGUCACGGACCUCAGCUUACCAGUGCUUCCGUCUGCUUUACAAAACAAAUCUGACAUAAAGACAGAAAUACUCAGAAUGGAUUUCAGGUGACAUUUGAGGAUAAGAGGCCUUCUCAAAGGGAAUAUGCUGGGUUCAGUACAAGCCAUGCUCAGUCGACAGCAUUUGUGGCAUACUGUUGUUUACUACAAAACAAAUCAUUUUGAUCCAUGCAUCCCUUAAGGCAAGUCACUAGAGGCAAAACCAUUGUUUUUUUUUUU
Molecule: messenger RNA, 2274 nt
Organism: Carassius auratus (goldfish)
Lineage: Eukaryota; Metazoa; Chordata; Actinopteri; Cypriniformes; Cyprinidae
Exons: 6
Coding region: 623-2107 (494 amino acids)
Biological process (GO): protein phosphorylation; intracellular signal transduction
Cellular component (GO): cytoplasm
Molecular function (GO): ATP binding; protein serine/threonine kinase activity
Source: RefSeq, a predicted model, not a curated record